Messenger RNA from Dacryopinax primogenitus, 2775 nucleotides. RefSeq lists its product as uncharacterized. The coding region runs from base 1 to 2775 and encodes 924 amino acids. NCBI's taxonomy places the organism in Eukaryota, Fungi, Basidiomycota, Dacrymycetes, Dacrymycetales, Dacrymycetaceae. The record is from RefSeq and is a predicted model, not a curated record. The transcript is spliced from 7 exons.
AUGGACGCUCUCCAAGCUGGACACCGUCAUGUUCCAGCGCGACGAAUCGCCCAUCACCUGGAUGGUUACAACAGGGCCGUGGUUGAUUCGCGCACACGAGAAUGGGAAGAUCUGCGCUACGCGCUGGCUAGGCGAUCUUUCCGGGCAGUUACCGUCUCUUCUUUCGAAUGGAUCCCUGAAGACGCAGGACUUCAUCGCGCUAACGCUCGAAUCACGUCCGGCGCUAUCGCUCAGACCCCAUCGGGCAUCCAAAUCCUCGUCUCCUACGAGGCUGUCAGCCGCAAGCGGCGCACGGAUUCGAAGGAGGCUUUCAACAUGACGGCAACUUCCAGGUCGAAACCCACUACUUAUCUCCUCCUGUUGGGGUCUGGAGGUUUCACCUUCCGGCGUGAGAUCUUGCGUUCUUCUGAGCCUGUCGCAUUCAAUGGCACAUACGCGAGGUUCUUUCGCUUGGACGAUGAAGAACACCCUCAUAUACGCAAGGUAUGGAGAGACGAGGAGACCAUCUCCCCUGAGGUCCUUCGAGAGUUAUGGCACGGCAGCCUUACAGGGACUUUCGUAAAUGGUUAUCUUGUUACCAUCAGCGAUCAAAGCGACAGGGUCUAUCUGACCGGCGUUGACGAUAUUGAGAAAUCCUUCACCUCUGGGGUUGAACCCGACAACCUGGACGUGUCCUUGGCUGCUGCUCCCCAGCGUGUCAAGGUUUUCGAGACGCCAAGCGAGGGUAUUGCGUGGGGAGUCAAGGAGACAGGAGUGAUACGGCUGUAUUGUUCUCCGACGAUGUCAUCUUCGGCCUCUCCGACCAACUGGGCUUUGGCGACUAUCCCUGAUACCGAGGUUGUGUUAGAUUUCACGAUCCCCGCGCAAUUCGACGUUCUUCUCUAUCUCUCGCGUGACCGUACUGCUAAAUAUACGGUCAUCAAGAAGAUAAAGCUGCCGUCUCGACCUGCCUGGCCCACCGCGGAGUUUCAGCAGUGCGCCAAGGCCGAUCUCAUCGCUGACCCAGACUGCCAGCAAGACGUUUUGCGACAUGCGAACUUCAUAGCAGUCGCAGACAAGGAGGCGACCGUACUCGUUGGAAGGAUUGGAGGACGACUUUGGAUACGGCUCAAGUACAUGCAUGCCAGCCACCGGAGGCCAACGGCUCGGGUUUCGGUGGACUGGGAUCUCACGCAUUCCUAUAAUGAGGCGGCCAUCGUCGAGGCGGCCACCAAGAUGAUACCGCCUGCCGAAGAAGAUGCUGAGUUCGCGCCGCUGCGGCCGGAAGAGGUGCUGUUAGGGUUCGACUCUGGAGAAGACAUGGUGUAUAUGGAAGAAGCCUGGACUGCCUUCCCGCUCGGUGCUGCUGCGGCGGCCCAUCUUGGGUAUGGUAUACGACCCACCCUGCAAUUGCUGCAGGGCCGCGCCGACAACGAAGUGAGCUUCUUCUCCUUCAAGUGCACCUCGCGAGAACGAACGCGUUACUUCGCUUGCUCCGUGAACGAAGCUUAUUGGAAGGAUCUCCACAAGCGCUUCGACUUGAUGAACAACAAUAAGCAUCGCUCGGAUUUCCAAAAGCCACUCUAUGAACAUGGCUCAAUAUCAACACGCCAAGUAGGAGAGUUCUUCGGAUGGAAGAAUGAGCAUCCCGAGAACCUGCCCAAUUUUGACAUUCUCUCCAACCCAGAUAUGCGCUUCUUUGUGAUGAAUAUAUGCCUCGGUCCCGGACCGGAUCCGACAGCCGAGGUGGUCGACUUUUUGCCCCGUCGAGCAUACCAGGUCGUGCUGGUAACGGACUGCACCGAUGGUGAUCUGCUCGAAUCGAUGGCUGUUGCCGCUCUCGUGCGAUAUGGCGAUACGAUUAGGAAUACCCUAAACGCAUUGAGAAUAGAUGGCGAAGAAGUCACCACAAGCUACGACCCCAAUUUCGGUUUGCCAAUCUUUGACGAGGUCGGCCUUGAGGACGAGACAGCAAUUCCGACUACUAUCCCUCGGGUUAGUGUUACUGAGCUUGCAGUUACUGGGGCCAUAGAUUUCCGACACUAUAUUAUCGGAAGAAACCAAUCUCUAUUUCGGUGGAUUGCCUUCCGACCCGAUGUGACCUUGUACGGUGCAGAAAUACGAGCGCUAGCUCAGCUAGACUCCCAUCCAUAUGUGGCACCUUGCAAGCGGAUCGUUUUGGAUCCCACUGGACGCAAGGUCGUUGGAUAUACUUCCCCGUACUAUCUUGGUGGAGAUCUCGGCGGACAGACCUCUUUUCGAUCGCGGAACAUUGCACAGCUGAUGAUCACGGUAGAUGACCUGAAUUUCAAAUACGGUCUUUUUCAUCGUGAUCUUCACCGUAGAAACGUUGUCCUGCAUAAUGGCGAUGUGAAGGUGAUCGAUUUCGAAUUUGCCUCCAAAGAACGAUUUCCCAUCGGACAGAGGACCGAUGGCCAAUCCGUGGGAUGCAUGGACGCUGCUGAUGCCGAUGCCGCCUGUGUCAUUGCGAUCGCAUAUGAAAUGUGCACUGGCAAGUCCGCACGCGUGUUUGAGGAUCCGGAUCCGGAAUUGCGUGAAGUGUGCAAUUCGGCCAAACUGCACAGCACUCGGGGAGAUGCUGUCAUGGAUGCUCAAUGGAUUGCCGGGCAAUCGAUUGAUAGUAGUCCGGACCAAGUUAAAGCGGCCCUCGCCAUCUGGCGGCGCAUGCGUCUUUCCCCUCAAUAUACCUGGGCGGGCUACUUGACGGACAUAAAGAAUCAGUUGGGCGAUGUAUUGUGGUUAAUCUCAGAUGACACCCUACAAAGCAAGAGCUAG